AUGACCGGACCUUCCUCAGCUUCUGUUGAGACAGACAAAUACGCAACAUCCCAUGAGGACCGCCGCCCACUGAAAGUCCACGUGAGCGGAGAUGGCAAUGAGUUCAUCACCUUGGGCGACAAGAAGUACUAUCGUCACGAACUCAUGACUGCUUUUGCAGGAACUUUGGUGCCAGAAAGAUACGCACCAUACCCAGUUCACCAGUUUGGUAAUGCUGCUGCUUUGGGCUUGGCUUCAUUCGCUUUGACCACAUUUGUGUUGGGUCUUUAUCUCGCAGGUGCCAUGGGCAUCAAAGUCCCAAAUAUGGUUGUCGGUUUGGUGUUCUUUUACGGAGGUUUUGUCGAGGCUGCAGCUGGCAUCUGGGAAUUAAUCAUAGGCAACUGCUUUGCGGGCACAGUGCUCACGAGUUUUGGUAUGGGAUUCUGGAUUUCCUAUGGCGCAAUCAACGUCAAGGCCUUUGGCAUUCUUGCUGCAUACGCGGAUGAACCUGAUCAGCUCAAUAAUGCUCUCGGAUUUUUCAUGUUGGGUUGGGGAAUCUUUUGCUUUAUGAUGCUCUUGUGCACUGUGAAAUCAACGUUGGUUUUCAUCUCGCUCUUCGUCACAUUGGACAUUGCCUUUUUCGUUUUGGCUGGCUACUACUUCACAGGACACCACCAGUUGAUGACUGUUGGAGGAGUUUUUUGUGUAAUCUCCGCCUGCUGUGGCUGGUAUUGCGCAUAUGCUGGUGUGGCUACUCCUCAAAACUCGUACCUCACAGCGAACCCAAUUCCACUUCCUGUUUUGGGCAAGUCCGAGUAA
Molecule: messenger RNA, 798 nt
Organism: Clavispora lusitaniae ATCC 42720
Lineage: Eukaryota; Fungi; Ascomycota; Pichiomycetes; Serinales; Metschnikowiaceae
Gene: ADY2
Product: acetate uptake transporter family protein
Cellular component (GO): plasma membrane
Molecular function (GO): acetate transmembrane transporter activity
Source: RefSeq, a predicted model, not a curated record